AUGUACGAGCUCUUCCUGACGGCGUUCGUCAACGACGUCGACUUCGACAACGCGAGGUCCAUCCUGAGCUCGUACUGCUGGAGCGACCCAAACCCCCGCCUGUGGCGCGUCCUCCACUUCACCGGCCCGCCACAGCCAAAGCCCCUGGCCAAGAGGAACAACAUCAACGGCAUCCGCCCCGCCCCAGACCCCUUCAUGUUCGGCCUGCCCGGCCCAGACCUGCCCGUGGCCCCCGCCCAGACCGGCGCCCCCUACGUCGACCCGGCCUGGAAGGACUUCAGCGACAUCGUCAAGAAGCAGUCCUACAUCGUCACCGCCCGCUACCACGUCUCCAGGGCCGCCGACCUUGCCGGGCCCGGCGCGCCACAGCAGCAACAGCCAAAGCCCCUGCCCGCCACGCCCGGCGCCCUCUUCUGGUCCGAGAUCCCGGACCCGGCCAGCGUCGCCGGCGGCCAGUCCCUCGUCAUGCAGCGCAAGAAGAUCGAGAUCUGGGACCAGCUCAACCUGCCCGUCGUCCUGGCCGACAACGACUUCCGCUACCGCUCCCAGCUCGUCGAGGAGUCGCACGACGUCUACCACCGCGACGACCCCCUGCUCGAGUUCAGCCUGGUCCGCCACCACACCCCGCCCGCCUCCUCCUCCGCCAAGCCCUCGGACCCCCUGCCGGCCUUUGAGUCCCUCGAGAGGGUCGACCCGGCCGGCAAGUGGACCCUCUGGGUCAAGUACCACGUGCGUGACGACGGCGCCCCGGAGAAGAUCAAGGCCGCGCGUGACGCCCUGCUCAAGGUGCGCGAUGAGCUCGCGCCGUGUGGCUUUGACUUCAAGGUGCUGGAUCGCAAGGUCUACGACACCCAGCUUGUGCUGCAGCGUAAGACGCCUGCCACGCAGACUCUGGGCCUGAAGCAGAGCUUGGGUCCUGGGCACCGGUAG
This is a messenger RNA of Diaporthe batatas, 930 nucleotides long. RefSeq lists its product as uncharacterized. The record is from RefSeq and is a predicted model, not a curated record. Gene Ontology annotation, cellular component: mediator complex. NCBI's taxonomy places the organism in Eukaryota, Fungi, Ascomycota, Sordariomycetes, Diaporthales, Diaporthaceae. The transcript has a single exon. Gene Ontology annotation, biological process: regulation of transcription by RNA polymerase II. The coding region runs from base 1 to 930 and encodes 309 amino acids. Gene Ontology annotation, molecular function: transcription coregulator activity.